Messenger RNA from Cucumis melo (muskmelon), 2957 nucleotides. RefSeq lists its product as uncharacterized. The record is from RefSeq and is a predicted model, not a curated record. Bases 66 to 2492 code for a protein of 808 amino acids. NCBI's taxonomy places the organism in Eukaryota, Viridiplantae, Streptophyta, Magnoliopsida, Cucurbitales, Cucurbitaceae. The transcript has 5 exons.
CUUCAUCUUCCACUUCUUUCUCCAUUGUAAUCGAUUUUCAAAUUUCGUAAGUUUCAACUUGUUUCAUGGCUUUGGGUCUUGUUGAAUCGAUGGAAUCUAUCAACCCUUUAAAGAAAAAUCCUUUUCUCGGAGAAAAUUACGAGUUUACUCUUGAGCAAUCAAUACAGAAUGUCUUAGCUGAAAUUCGCAAAGGAAAUGUUGUUUUUUCUCGAUUUACGGAAGGAUUCUACAAAUUGAUUCAAGCUAGAGCUGACCCACCAUUAGAAUCGAUUUGGUUUUACUCCGCAUUAACGUUUCGUAGUAGUUUCAAUCCUAAAGGCGACUUUUUGGAACGAGUGGCAGCCAUGAAAGUCUUGUUUCAGUUGGUAUGUUCUUGUUCGGCUCCUUGUGGUUCUUCGAAGACCAUUACGUUGCUUUCUCCUGUGGUUUCCGAAGUGUACAAAUUGGUUAUCGACAUGCGUGGAAAGGAUUUGAACUCGAAAAGGGAAAAGAAAGCAAUGAGAGAGGUUAAGUCUUUGGUUGAAGCAAUUCUUGGUCUUACGAAUCUGAGUUCAUGUGAGGAUUCGAACAAGAAUGAUAAAUCUCUGGACUUCAAUUUCAUUACUCCAUUUGUGGAUUUAAUUAGUAUCUGGACACACCCAAAUGAGGGAUUGGAUCAGUUCUUACCGCUCGUGUGCAGUGAGGUUCGUGAGGAGUUUAGUUCGGGCGAGUGUGAUGUUCGUCGCUUGGCUGGAGUUGUAAUCGCUGAGACAUUUCUGGUGAAACUGUGCUUGGAUUUUAACUGUGGACACUCGAGGCAAGCUUUGGAGGAAGAUCUAAGAAAUUGGACUGUUGGAUCAAUAACUCGGAUUAGGAAUUUCUACUUCUUUGAAACUCUUGUAAGACUCCUCCUGGAGGCAACUUUACCUGUGACGUCUCUUUUGAGUACUGAUGAUGAAGCUUUGUUAAGGAAGGUUCUAUCUGAUGCUCUUAUAUUGGUUGAUUAUUCAUUUUUGAAACCUGAGAAAGCCAUAAACUUACCUGCUGAGCAUACAGCGUUUCUUGCUGUUAAGAGAUUGAUUCUUACUUAUGAGGCCACAGAGUUUUACAGGAAGCAUGGAGAUCAGAACAGAGCCAUCUCAUAUCUAAAUGCCUUCUCAAGUUCUCUUGUUUCUUCACAAAUUAUUAGAUGGGUCAAAAGCCAAAUGCCUAGCAAUGAGAAUCUAAAUCACCUCAACGGGUCGUCACCUAAAGUAUUUCUUGAGUGGCUUCUCAAGGCUGAAGAUCAAGGUGUAAGAGUAUUUGACAAUACCAUUUCCAAUCAUCGAGCCAAAAUAGUUCUUGAUACUUCCAAAUCAGUCUUAUUUGAGGGAGAUAAAGUAGACGAUGAUCUUUUGUUUUACAUCGAUAAGCAAGGGGAAAAUGAAAAUGGAAGGGAGGAGGACAAGACAAUGGAUAAAUCGGUAAAUGCAGCUCUCGUUUCUGUGGCUCAUACAAUGUCAACAACUGAAAAUAGUUCAGUAAAGAAGCGAAGUAGAAAAGCAAAAAAAAGGAAUAAAAAGAAGAACGCUGAUACUAGUCAGUUGAAGUCAGCUGUUGAGAAUAAUGAUACAAAUGGCAAGGAGGACACGACAAUGGAUGAAUCGGUAAAUGCAGCUCUCGUUUCUGUGGCUCCUACAAUGUCAACGACUGAAAAUAGUUCGGCAAAGAAGCGAAGUAAAAAAGCAAAAAAAAAGAAUAAAAGGAUUAAAAUUGUUCAGGACGGUCUGGUUCCGAACGCUGAUGCUACUCAGUUGAAGUCAGCUGUUGAGAAUAACGAUACGGACGUCAAGGAGGACACGACAAUGGAUGAAUCGGUAAAUGCAGCUCUCGUUUCUGUGGAUUGUACAAUGUCAACGACUGAAAAUAGUUCGGUAAAGAAGCGAAGUAGAAAAGCAAAAAAAAAGAAUAAAACGAUUAAAUUUGUUAAGGACGAUCUGGUUCCGAACGCUGAUGCUACUCAGUUGAAGUCAGCUGUUGAGAAUAAUGAUACAGACAGCAAGGAGGACACAGCAAUGGAUGAAUCGGUAAAUGCAGCUCCCGUUUCUGUGGCUUGUACAAUGUCAACGACUGAAAAUAGUUCGGUAAAGAAGCUAAGUAGAAAAGCAAAAAAAAGGAAUAAAAGGAUUAAACUUGUUCAGGACGGUCUGGUUCUGAACAUUGAUGCUACUCAGUUGAAGUCAGCUGUUGAGAGUAAUGAUACAGACGGCAAGGACACGACAAUGGAUGAAUCUGUAAAUGCAGCUCUGGUUUCUGUGGCUCUUACAAUGUCAACGACUGAAAACAGUUCGGUAAAGAAGCUAAGUAGAAAAGCAAAAAGAAAGAAUAAAAAGAUUAAAGUUGUUAAGGAUGAUCUGGUUCCGAACGCUGAUGCUGCUACUCAGCUGAAGUCAGCUGUUGAGAAGAAUGGCACAGACAGCAAGGGGGAAGUUCAUAAUCCACUCUCGUACGAAGAUUCUGACAUGAAAGAGUAAUGUGAUUCAACAAGAAAGGUUGGUAUUUGGUUGCAACAAAACCACUUCAGAUUCAGUUUGUUUUCUCCCUGUUCUUUUGUUGAAGAUCUUGCUGGAGUAGCUAGUCAAGUCAAGGCAAGUCAUACUCGAAACUCAAUACGACUCCGAAAACAGUUGAUUUUGAACUCGGCACUUUGCAACAGUUCAACCAAGGAUUGCAAAUGUAGAAUGAUUCACGAUUUAAUCAAGGAAAGGAAUAUGGUGGAAAGACAUUUUGGGUCAUUGUGAUGCUGCUGCUUGGUUUCAUGAAGAUGAAUCAGAUCUUUAACUAAGUAUUUGAUAUAAAUGUAUUUUCUUACCUUUAUUUGAGUAAUUCUCUUAUAAGAGAUUUUUCAAAUUUAAACAUUACAAAAAUACUCUCUCCAAUUGCAAAUUUUACUCUUAGACCUUUCACCUAACAAAGUUUUGCAAGACAUUGUACUCAAA